CCUUUUUUUUUUUGCGGGGUGUAGCUUGGGCCUUGGAAGAGGCUGUUAAGGCCUCACAAAAGUGUCCCCCAUGAGCAUAGGCUAACAACAGCAGCUGAGUAGACUCCCAUGAGAGGAAUGUUUCUUCCAAACCAAGGUCCCUGGACUAAUCGACUGACCACGGCCUGGAAGGGAAGUUUUUUAGAUGAUUAGCCCUUUCCAUACCAACUCGGAAAAAACAACUGAAAGGCAUCCAAAUGUGAAGAAAUAUCGAUGAAGCAAGACCAUAGACGAAAGCGUCCGGGGCUCUUUGUUUUUCCUGGGAAUUCAACUUUUGCCUUCACACCAAUAUGGAAAGAAGCCUUGAGAAAUUUCCAACUCGAACAUGAAAGCCAGGGCUUCAUUAUUACAUGGGUCAUAAACACUUGGGAGGGAAAAAGAAAGUUUCAAUUUUGAUUGAUGAUCAAGAUUUGUUGCCGGUCAUAAAAAUUGAGAAUUUGGUAGUACUGGUAUUUUGGAACAAUGAAAAAGCUACCUUUUGAAGUCUCACAACUGUUGCCCUUGUUAGAAUCAUGUAAAACCAUAAAACAAGCAUUUCAAGUUCAUGCUGAAAUAAUCCUCCAUGGCUUUCACCACCAUUUCUUCCCCAUCAGCAGACUCAUCUCUUUCUUUGCCUUACUGGGUUCCAAAGAUGGUCUUGAUUACUCCCAGAUUCUCUUCUGCCAAAUUGAACAUCCAAAUCAGUUCAUAUAUAACACUAUGAUAAGAGGCUUUUCCCAUAGUGAAUUCCCCGAAAAAGCACUUGUCUUUUACUGGUCCAUGCUCCACCAAGAAAACCGAUCUCCAAACAACUUCACUUUCCCAUUUUUACUCAAUUCUUGUGCAAGAUUAUCAACCCUUAAACCCGGAAUUCAAGUUCACAGUCAUAUAAUAAAAAUGGGUUUCGACUCGGAUGUUUUUGUUAGGAAUGCUUUGAUGCAUUUUUAUUCAGUUUUUAAACGUUUAAAAGAUGCCCAGAUUGUAUUUGAAGGAAGUCUUGUUAGAGACCUUGUUUCUUAUAAUACUAUGAUAAAUGGGUUUGCUUUGGUCGGCCAACCUGGCCCUGCUCUGCGUCUAUUUAGAAAAAUGCAAGAUUUUGGUAUUCAGCCUGAUGAGUUCACUUUUGUUUCUUUGUUGUCUGCUUUUUCAUCAUUGAAUGAUUCUAGGAUUGGAAAACAGAUUCAUGGUUUUGUUUACAGGAAUCUAUGUCGUAUUGACUCUAAUGUAUUACUUCAGACUGCUAUUCUUGAUAUGUAUGCAAAAUGUGGGUUGAUGGAUUUGGCUGAGAGGGUGUUUAGCUCGAUGCCAAGUAGCAAAAAUACUGCAGCUUGGAGUUCCAUGUUAUCGGGAUAUGCUCGACGUGGAGAAACGGAGGCUGCUAGAAGAAUGUUUGAUCAGAUGGACCAACGAGAUGUGAUUUGUUGGACAGCUAUGAUUAGUGGUUAUUCUCAGUCAGGACAGUACAGUGAAGCAUUGGAACUUUUUGUGCAAAUGGAAAGUUUGGGAAUAAGACCUGAUGAAGUGACUAUGGCUGCUGUUCUUUCAGCCUGUGCCAGACUUGGAGCUCUUACUUUUGGUAAGAGACUUCAUAGCAGGUACAUUGAGGGUGAGUUAUGCAGCCAAAAUAUUAUUCUUUCAACUGCAUUAAUAGAUAUGUAUUCAAAAUGCGGAAAUAUAGAUUCUGCUCUGGAUAUGUUUCACAGGAUUCCAAAGGAUUUAAAGACUGUUUCACUUUUCAAUUCCAUGAUCUCUGGUUUAGCUCAGCAUGGGCUUGGUGAUUCUGCUUUAGCUGCUUUUAGGGAAAUGGAAUCGAUAGGGCUGAUACCAGAUAGCGUUACCUUUGUGGCAGUUUUAUCUGCUUGCAGCCACAGUGGGCUAAUUGAAGAGGGCAAAGAGUUAUUUAGAUUGAUGCCGGAUGUCUAUGGCAUUAAACCACAUAUGGAACAUUAUGGUUGCAUGGUUGACCUCCUUGGCAGAAAUGGUUGCUUGGAUGAAGCUUAUGAUUUAAUUCAAAGUAUGCCAUUUGAGGCCAACUCAGUAAUAUGGAGAGCUUUAUUGGGUGCUUGCAAACUCCUUGGAAAUGUUAAGAUUGGUGAUGUUGCUAGCCAAAAACUUAUUGAACUGGAGCCUGAUCAUGGAGCUCGUUAUGUUUUGUUGUCCAACAUGCUUGCCAACACAAACCAGUGGGAACAAGCUGGGAGAGUGAGGAAGGUGAUGGAGUAUAGAGGCAUCCAGAAGCCUCCUGGGUGGAGCUAUAUCGAGUUGCAGGGAACUCUUCAUCGGUUUAUGGCUAGUGACAAGUCUCACUUGCAAGACAAAGGGAUUGAAUCCAUGCUCCAGGAUAUGGCAAUGCGUCUUAAAUAUGCUGGGUAUGUUCCCAAUACAGAACAAGUAGUGUUUGAUAUAGAUGAAGAAGAGAAGGAAACUGUUGUCUCUUAUCACAGUGAGAAAUUGGCAUUGGCAUUUGGGUUAAUCCACUCCGGCAGUGGAGAAACUAUAAGAAUAAUGAAGAAUCUUCGUGUUUGUGGAGACUGUCACUCGGCCUUUAAGCUUCUGUCUGAAAUUUACUGUCAAGAAAUCAUUGUUAGGGAUGCCAUCAGAUUCCACCAUUUUAAGAGCGGAUCUUGCUCUUGUAAGGGUUUUUGGUGAUUAGAAAUAGCAGAAUGUGGUUUCUUACAGAUUCUAUUUUGGUACGGAUGGUAUAAAUCCUAUCUGUUAUUGAUAACUGUGUGAGUGAAAUUGAGGGUAAAGGUAUCUCACACGAGGUAAUCUGAUUGGUUAAUGUGAAAUGCUCUAUUUUUUAUGCGACACUGAAUUGUGACACAUUGCUCUCUGCUUUGCUUUCAAGAUGAGAAUGGUAGUAUGACAGCAAGUCUUAAUUAGAGGAUUGAGAUUUUAGACGGAGUUGCACUUGUGGAUGCAAUGGCUAUCUGGUAACUUUGCAGCUUGCAGCUAGGAUUGAGAUUGAUUCAACAUAUCUUGUUCGAGAGUGAUCCAGUGGAUGUUAUUCAUGAAUUGAACUGUCUUCUGAGUUUAUCCAACUAAUCUUUUGGUUGAGAUUGGACAGCCAAUUUCAGGUUUUAUUUGCUGCAUUUUUAGCCAUGUCCUGACCUCAUGCAAAUUGGUUGCUCAUUGUCUUGCGAAAUAUGUUCUUCGAAACUGGAGUUUUAUAGAAUGGAGAAAAGCUGUCCUUGAUUCAUUUCUGAUCCCGUAUUGGAGGAUUCAUGUUAGCACAUAUGUUUUUCUUUAAAAAAAAAAAAAAAUCUGGUGUAUACAUUAGGCAAGAGCCAAGAGGAUGAACAUCAUCUAAUCCAGUGGAACUGCUUGGACCAAGUUAAAUGUGAUUCUUUUGGUAGCCAGAUGUGAAUUUUUCUCAAUCAUCAUGUUAUUCUAAGAAAAUUAGACAAAUCUUUCUCGGAUUGCUAGUACAUCUUUGUAUGCUAAUUUUGUAGGAAUACUAAUAGCUAUGGUCAAUCACAAAUACAAUGUACUUAAUCCUAACAUUUCAACUGUCUUACCUCAAAAAAAAAAAAAAAUUCAACUGUCUUACACGUUUUCAUGUGUUUCAGCAAAAGCAUGUAUAUGCAUGAACAGUGGACAUAUGCUCAGCAGUCAGCACAAAUUUAUGGAAUCAAGUAACCUUUUUCUUUUCCUCUUCUUAUGGGUUGUAGUUCUCUCAUUGGACAAAGUACUCCCAAUUCCCAACGGAUUGGGUUAACAUCACAUGCGGCCAUAUUCCAUGUCUCGUUCUUAUCUUAAAAUAAAUCUUAUUCUUGUCAUUGUUCUUUCAGGAUUUUGUCUACGAUUUUUUUCCAUAUUUUCAUAGGAUCACAAUGGAAAAGCAUAAAGGAAGAAAAAGGAAAGUACGGUUGAAAUUUGGUAUGGAAGAAGGGCUGAAGGAUUGACUAGUCAAAGUCAACGGAAAAUUUGAAGGUUGAACUCUGAAUUGUCUCAGCCUCCAUUUCCCUUGAAGUUUCUUGAUGUGGAGGCUAAGAACAAAACAACAAUCAAGACCAGAGAAAACAAAACAUUUGUUGGAAAAAAUGGAAAAUCUCGCUUUUAUUGUUAGAAAUAGAUAAAAUAUUCAGCUUGAAAUUCAAAGACUAUUUCCUGUCUAUCAAGGAAAGCAUUCUAGAACAUUUUAAGACGAGAUAAGUGAUUGUAACAAGAUAUAGUAGUAUUUGACAAAGAUUUUGAAAUUCCUUGAAA
Messenger RNA from Durio zibethinus, 4227 nucleotides. Lineage: Eukaryota; Viridiplantae; Streptophyta; Magnoliopsida; Malvales; Malvaceae. The record is from RefSeq and is a predicted model, not a curated record.